Messenger RNA from Trichomycterus rosablanca, 1628 nucleotides. RefSeq names its product carbonic anhydrase (gene cahz). The coding region runs from base 68 to 850 and encodes 260 amino acids. Gene Ontology annotation, molecular function: carbonate dehydratase activity; zinc ion binding. The record is from RefSeq and is a predicted model, not a curated record. The transcript is spliced from 7 exons. Lineage: Eukaryota; Metazoa; Chordata; Actinopteri; Siluriformes; Trichomycteridae. Gene Ontology annotation, biological process: regulation of pH; carbon dioxide transport.
GCUUCUGUCAGAGCUUCACAACAACACAGUUUUCUCAAGAACUUGGACAAGAACCUUCUGAGGAAUCAUGUCUCACGGCUGGGGUUACAGCACCCAUGAUGGUCCCACCAAAUGGGCCGACAACUUCCCCAUCGCCAACGGACCCCGGCAGUCUCCCAUCAACAUCGUUCCGAACCAGGCGCAGUACGACUCCUCUCUGAAACCCCUGAAGCUGAAGUACGACCCCGCCACCUCCAAGGACAUUCUCAACAACGGCCAUUCGUUCCAGGUCAACUUUGAGGAUGACGACGACAGAACAAUCCUGACGGGUGGACCCAUCACUGGUGUAUACAGACUGAAGCAGUUUCACUUUCACUGGGGCUCCAGCGACGACAAGGGGUCCGAGCACACGAUCAACGGCACCAAGUACCCCUGCGAGCUUCAUCUGGUGCACUGGAACACCAAGUAUGCCAACUUCGGCGAGGCGGUCAACAAGCCCGACGGUCUGGCGGUGGUGGGAAUUUUCCUGAAGAUCGGCUCUGCGAAUCCACGACUGCAGAAAGUGAUCGACGCCUUCGACAACAUCAAAGCCAAGAACCAGCAGACCACGUUUUCCAACUUUGACCCCAAGAACCUGCUGCCCGCCACUCUGCACUACUGGACGUACGAGGGUUCCCUCACCACGCCCCCUCUGCUUGAGAGCGUCACCUGGAUCGUCCUCAAAGACCCCAUCAGCGUCAGCCCUGUACAGAUGGACAAAUUCAGGAGUUUGCUGUUCAGCUCAGAUGAAGAGAGCCCUUGCUGCAUGAUGGACAACUACAGACCCCCUCAGCCCCUCAAAGGGCGCAAAGUGCGCUCCAACUUUAAGUAAAGCCCAGAACCUGUGCCCAUGCCUGCCCGCCGCCACCUGCCUGAACGCCUGCCCACCAAUCACAGUGCUCUCUUGAUUACUAAACGCUCCCUGUAAUGCUUUUACCACACGGGCAUUGUUUAUUUCUACAUUAUUCUAAGUUCUGAAAGGGUUUAUUUAAACUGACUUGUCUAAUUGGUUCAAAUAACUCAUUUUGUUAGUUCAAAGGAAUCUACUCAUUUGAAUUUGUUGGUAACUUAAAGUCUGAACGAACACAAGUGUGUGAAUCUAUUUGCUCUUUUGUUAAAAUGAACAGACUGAUUGAACAAACUAACUCAUUUUAAUUGAUUUUGAUGAAUAUGUGUGUGUUUUUAACUGAAGUAGUUGACUCCUUUGAACUGACUCAUUUGAAUCUGUCGGUUCUUUCCGAUUCAGAAAUAAAUAAAGUGCUUAGAAACUAAUUACUUACAUGAGAUGAGAUGUUUUACAUGUGCUUAAAUAAAUAACAUAUUUUAAAUUAUGAAGUAACAAAAAAUGUAUUUAUGUAAUUUAACGAAUUUGUUGUUUUGUUUUUUUGUUUACAUGAAUCGACUCACUUGAACGAGCUUAUUUUCCGUCUUUCAUGAUGAAUCGAUUCAUUUUACGUAGUUAAUAUUGUUCAUAUGCGUUUACUUGUUAAUUUCAUUAAUUAAAAGUUGUUUAAAUGUAUUAGCUGAGUUUUAUGCUUUCUGCAAAAAGAAUAAAAUGUGAAUUUAUAUCAGUUACUUGAUUUGUAUGUAAGAAGGAAUCAAGGUAAAUA